AGCAGUGUGUGACCGUGUGUGUUUCUCUGCAGGAGGAUGUUUCCUCCCUUCAAAGUGCGCAUCAGCGGCCUGGAUAAAAAAGCCAAGUACAUCCUGCUCAUGGACAUCGUGGCAGCGGACGACUGCCGGUACAAGUUCCACAACUCGCGCUGGAUGGUGGCCGGGAAGGCCGACCCGGAGAUGCCCAAACGGAUGUACAUCCACCCGGACAGCCCCGCCACGGGCGAGCAGUGGAUGGCCAAGCCCGUGGCCUUCCACAAGCUCAAGCUCACCAACAACAUCUCGGACAAGCACGGAUUUGUAGGUGAAGGAGCAGUGGAUCAGGCUGCAGGCUCACCUUUCAGUUCUACCAGCAGGGCCUGGGACAGGAUCGGACUGCAGGAUCCUCUGAGCGGGAUGACAGAACAGCAGACGUGUCAGGAGGAUGUCAGGAGGGCCCACAGAGUAGCUGCCAUACAGGAGGAGAGAGACUAUCAUUCUGAUGUUGAGAAUGGGACGGAGGAGCAGCAGAGUUAUGGCAGGAUGGUUGGAGAGUCUGUGCAGGCUGCUGAUCAGGACCAGCAGGAGCCUUCAGGCAGGAGGAAGCCCGAGCUACUCAGGUCAAAGACUUUUGACAACUCCUCGCUGACUCAGGUCCAAAUAGAUUCAGACUCUAAGAUAGAGAGAAAGAAGUCUCACUACAGCCAGGUGAGCUUCCAUGAACGUCCAUGA
This is a messenger RNA of Nematolebias whitei (Rio pearlfish), 711 nucleotides long. RefSeq names its product T-box transcription factor T-like. The record is from RefSeq and is a predicted model, not a curated record. The transcript is spliced from 4 exons. The coding region runs from base 37 to 711 and encodes 224 amino acids. Gene Ontology annotation, biological process: positive regulation of DNA-templated transcription; regulation of transcription by RNA polymerase II; cell fate specification. Gene Ontology annotation, molecular function: RNA polymerase II cis-regulatory region sequence-specific DNA binding; DNA-binding transcription factor activity, RNA polymerase II-specific. Lineage: Eukaryota; Metazoa; Chordata; Actinopteri; Cyprinodontiformes; Rivulidae. Gene Ontology annotation, cellular component: nucleus.